GACGCAGGCUGCGUUUUUAUAACGUGAGAGGGUCUCGUUAAAGCGGAGUUCCACCGCCUCCAUCCACCGCCGCAGACGUCACUCUGAACCGGCUCCGCCGUCGUUCGCUAACGUGGAUCCGCGGGCGUUAAUGAGAUGCUGACGCACAGGCGCUUCAAAGCGCGCGUGCGCUCGGCUGGACGCUGCCAACUUCGUGCUCCGCAGACUUCCUGCUUCUAAGUUUUCCACCGCAUUCCUCGGCGAUAAGCUCAUGCCAACGCACACAAUGACAAGCAGAUGGCUGCUACGCCAGACGCCUUGAACAAUGCUCACCUUCACAUCUUAUCUCACAAUCUGUCCGAGCCGCGUCCACCUCGUUCAUGGUCCACGUCUGAAACGUGACAGUUUCUUUUCGUGCCGGACGUGACGUCACUGCUUCAUUUUGUCUGCAAGGAUCGCGCAGCAGCACCGCAGGGGGUGCACACAAAUCGGGUGGCUGAAGGAAGGCGCGAGUCUCCCGCCGCGACGAUGGCCGACGCCUCGCACUGCUUCUACUGCCGCGACGACCUGGGGGGGAAGAGGUUCGUCCGCAGCGAGGGGAGGCCGGUGUGCGUCCGCUGCCACACCAAGUUCUGCGCCAACGCCUGCGCCGAGUGCCGUCGGCCCAUCUCUGUGGAAACGAAGGAGCUCAGCCAUAAGGGCCGCUACUGGCACGAGGAGUGUUUCCGCUGUGCCAAAUGUUACAAGCCUCUGGCCAAGGAGCCCUUCAGCACCAAGGACGAGCGCAUCCUGUGUGGAAAGUGCUGCUCCAGAGAAGAUGCCCCGCGCUGCCACGGCUGCUACAAGCCCAUACUGGCCGGUACAGAGAGUGUGGAGUACAAGGGCAACUCGUGGCACGACGAGUGCUUCACGUGCUGCGACUGCAAGCGUUCGAUAGGGAGCCAGAGUUUCCUCUCCAAAGGGACGGAUGUUUACUGCAGCCCCUGCCACGACAAGAAGUUCGCCAAGCACUGCGUCAGCUGCAAAAAGCCCAUAACCUCCGGUGGGGUCAACUACCAGGAGCAGCCCUGGCACGGCCACUGCUUCGUGUGCAGCACCUGCUCCAAGCCUCUGGCCGGGUCCAGCUUCACCAACCACCAGGACCAGGUCUUCUGCGUCAGCUGCUACAAGAACUGUGUGGCCAAGAAGUGCAGCGGCUGCCAAAACCCCAUCACAGGCUUCGGGAAAGGCGUGAACGUCGUGAACUACGAGGGCAGCUCCUGGCACGAAUACUGCUUCAACUGCAAGAGAUGCUCCCUCAGUCUGUCCAACAAGCCUUUCGUGGCCAAAGGCAGAGACAUCCUCUGCACCGACUGCGGCAACAAGCAGUGAGGGCUGCUCACUCAACGUCCACAGGCUGUUAACCGGCAUUAAAAAGAAAGAAUUCCAUUUAAAUCUUUGUUUAUGAUCAGCUUGACAUUCCGGGGGUGGGGCGACAUCGACAUCCAAAGUCCAAGUUCAACAUGCACCGUCCCGAGUGAGGCCACUUAUUAGAGCUGCAUUAACAAAUCUGUGCCUGUGUCGUCAGAUGUCACAAGUUUGAAGUUUUUUCUGUUUGUUUCCAUUGUUUUUGUUUUCCUAUAACCAAAAUCCAUUUAAAUAAUCAAAUAAUGACCAAGUUCUUAUUGUAUUUUCUAAACCAUUUGAAUAAAUCAAUACAUAUAUGCAAACUGCCUUCAUGUGUUGCUAAAAUGGACAAGUAAACCAACAAGAAUCAG
Molecule: messenger RNA, 1736 nt
Organism: Betta splendens (Siamese fighting fish)
Lineage: Eukaryota; Metazoa; Chordata; Actinopteri; Anabantiformes; Osphronemidae
Product: four and a half LIM domains protein 1-like
Exons: 7
Coding region: 508-1350 (280 amino acids)
Biological process (GO): muscle organ development
Molecular function (GO): transmembrane transporter binding
Source: RefSeq, a predicted model, not a curated record